Strongyloides ratti is the source of this 1554-nucleotide messenger RNA. Its product is annotated as Immunoglobulin E-set domain-containing protein. Gene Ontology annotation, cellular component: nucleus; nucleotide-activated protein kinase complex; cytoplasm. The record is from RefSeq and is a predicted model, not a curated record. The coding region runs from base 1 to 1554 and encodes 517 amino acids. NCBI's taxonomy places the organism in Eukaryota, Metazoa, Nematoda, Chromadorea, Rhabditida, Strongyloididae. The transcript is spliced from 6 exons. Gene Ontology annotation, biological process: signal transduction. Gene Ontology annotation, molecular function: protein kinase binding.
AUGACUGCUGUGGUUGGGAUGACCAAUAUUAAUGAUGGACCACCAAAAGGAUGGAUACGUAUCCAAAUGGAACCAAUAGAUGUUCCUCUGGAGGCAGAUGGAAGUAUUUUAUUUUCAAUUAUACAAAGUUCAAUACCAGGAGCACACAGUCUUUAUUACAAAGAAAAUGGUGUACAAAAAGCAUUGAAAUAUGAUUCAACUAAUGGUAGAGUUUGUAAACCAUAUCAAGGAUGGGAUUCAAAUCCAAUUUUUGUUAACAUUGCUCAUGGAUGUCGUCCAUAUGGUAAAAAGGUUGAUGCAUAUACUGUUGCAACAGAAAGGUUUGAGAAAUCAGUUGAAUUGGUACAAAAAAUGCUUGCUGGGUCAUAUGGAAAAAAAAGUAAAGGAUUAGACAAUUUACCUGUUGGAGUUUUAUUAAGAGAAAAGGGAUUACUUAAAAAAGGUAUACCAAAAGAAGAAACUAUUGAAAAAGAUAUUGUUAUGAAGGAUGAAAAUAUAAAAAAAGAAAUAACAAAAGUUGAGGAUGGACAGAUGAAGAAACUUGAAAAUGAAAUAAAUGAAUUGAAGAAGAGUAAUGUUACAUUAGAGAAAGAACUUAAAGAAUGUAAAGAAUGGAUGAUGGAAGCUAAAAAGAUAGUUACUGAAUUACGUGAAAAUACCUCACGUCCUGAAAAAGAAUGUACUUCUGAAGUAGGUUGUCAAAGUCAGGUAAAUACCCUUGAAAAUAUAGAUUCAUCAAAAGUAUUAAAUGAAUCACAUGAAACAAAAGCACUCCAAUUUGAGAAUGAUACUUUAAAACAGGAAUUGGCAAUGGCUGAACAAAAAAUUACUGAAUUACAGGAAGAAAUUUCUAAAAAAGAUUUUACAAUGAAUGAUAAUCGUUACAAGUCAUCACAAAUUCAUCCAACUAAUUUGUAUACCAAUCAACCAAAUUUACCACAUAAUCAUCAACAAUUUAAUUCAUGUUAUCAACAAAAUAGUCAUCAUUUCUAUCAACCACCCAUGAAUUGUAGAGGAUUCAUAGGUAAUUGUUGUAAUGGAUAUCCAAGUUAUUUAGAUAAUCCAUUAUACAAAGCACCAUAUGAAGAAGAGUUAAAUUUGAAAAGAAAACAAUUAGAAUUAGCUGAUAAUAAAAUACAAACAUUGGAGGCAGAACUUGAAUUUGAAAAAAAACGUAUUGAAAAAAAUGAUGUAAAUUUAAGACAUGGAUUUUUAAUUAAAAAACAACCCUGUGGACUUAGAAAUAUAAAUGAUAUAUUAACAACUGACUUUCUAGCAAAAAAUGGUUAUGAAAUGAAAAGAACAUGGUUUGAAAUUGAGUUACCUUGGAAAGCUACAGAUGUAUUUAUUGUUGGAAGUUUUACCAACUGGGAAUGUGCUUUAAAAUGUAAUCCAUUACGGAAUAGUCAUAACAAAUAUGGAAUAUGGUGUGAUGUACCAAAAGGAACACAUGAAUUUAAAUUUAUUGCUGAUGGAGCAUGGAUACAUUCAACCUUUUAUCAAGCAUGUUCCAAUGACUUCAAAACAUUAAAUAAUUUUAUUUCUGUUAAUUAA